AUGGAUCCCUCCGUGAGUAGCUGUAUGCGAAGUCCCCGUCCCACUACCCCACUCUGGGGGUGCCUGCGGAAUGCCCAUUCGGAGCUCAGCACAGCAGCAGGAGCGCAUCAUUACCCACAAGCACCAUUCUCAUUCCAUCAAAAACCAGACUUUGCUGCAUAUUCCGAUUUCUCAGCCUCUUGUUUGGCCACUGCCCCCCACAGCUUCCCCCGAGAGGAACGCAUGUUCGCAGAGCAGCACCCUUCUUUCCAGCAUUCUGACUGGCACUUUGCAGCAUCCGAGGCCAGAAGGCGGCUAAAUCCAGGACUGGCCUUGGGUUCUGGGGAACUAGAAAGCAGCAGCCCAAACCUAGUGGCUGCUGCAGCGGGCAUGAAUGAAGAUUAUGGGGUACCAGGAAACACUACAAAUGAAACUGAGAAAAAGUCAUCCAAAAGGAAAAAGGAAACCUCAGAAAACCAGGAUUCCAGUAGGAAGCCAGAAGCCAGCAGCAAAGCACGGAAGGAGAGGACAGCUUUCACCAAGGAGCAGCUGCGGGAAUUAGAAGCUGAAUUUGCUCACCAUAAUUACUUGACAAGGCUCAGGAGAUAUGAGAUAGCUGUGAAUCUGGACCUCACCGAGAGACAGGUUAAAGUGUGGUUUCAAAACCGAAGGAUGAAGUGGAAACGUGUGAAGGGUGGGCAGCCAGUGUCCCCUCACGAGCAUGACACAGAAGAUAUGGACUCUGCUGCCUCCCCGAGCUCUGAAUAG
This is a messenger RNA of Emys orbicularis (European pond turtle), 747 nucleotides long. It is a transcript of the gene MEOX1, whose product is annotated as mesenchyme homeobox 1. The coding region runs from base 1 to 747 and encodes 248 amino acids. Gene Ontology annotation, cellular component: nucleus. NCBI's taxonomy places the organism in Eukaryota, Metazoa, Chordata, Testudines, Emydidae. Gene Ontology annotation, biological process: positive regulation of transcription by RNA polymerase II; somite development. Gene Ontology annotation, molecular function: RNA polymerase II cis-regulatory region sequence-specific DNA binding; DNA-binding transcription factor activity, RNA polymerase II-specific. The transcript is spliced from 3 exons. The record is from RefSeq and is a predicted model, not a curated record.